Molecule: messenger RNA, 450 nt
Organism: Lathyrus oleraceus (garden pea)
Lineage: Eukaryota; Viridiplantae; Streptophyta; Magnoliopsida; Fabales; Fabaceae
Exons: 2
Coding region: 1-450 (149 amino acids)
Source: RefSeq, a predicted model, not a curated record
AUGGCUAGAACCAUGAUUAACGAAACAAAUGUGGCUAAGCACUUUUGGGCUGAAGCAGCACGUCUGGCCAGAGAGGCAGAAGAGAGAGCUAGAAGAGAAGCUGAAGAGAAGGCUCGCUUGGAGGAAGAACAAAGAGCAAGAGAAGCUACAGAGAAGGACGUUGUUGAGGUUGUUGCUGUUGCUGAAGCUGAAGCCAAAGCAAAGGCUAAUGCUGAAGAAGCAGCACGCAUAGCUGUAGAAGAAGCCGUUAAGGUAGGGAACGACGCUCUGACUCAGGGGGAGAAAUCUCACUCUGACUUUGGUCCUCUAUUGUUGAAGACUCUGGAAGAGCUACAGAAGGAGCAGCAGAUUGUGAGAGCCAGACUGGAUCAACAGGACUCUAUCAACUCCAACAUUCAGAACCUAUUGUCUCAGUUGCUUCAGAGGAUACCACCUCCUCCAAAUUCUUAG